This is a messenger RNA of Prunus persica (peach), 1652 nucleotides long. Its product is annotated as late embryogenesis abundant protein D-29. Bases 428 to 1288 code for a protein of 286 amino acids. The record is from RefSeq and is a predicted model, not a curated record. The transcript is spliced from 3 exons. NCBI's taxonomy places the organism in Eukaryota, Viridiplantae, Streptophyta, Magnoliopsida, Rosales, Rosaceae.
ACCAAAAAAAAUUAUGACGCAUUAAAAUAAUUUCUUUCAGACAUUUGUCCCCUCUUAUCGUCAUAUGACUAAGCAAAUUACAAUUAAGGCACGCGAAGUGCGGCCAACACAUUGACCAAGCAACACGUGGAGGGAAGGCAGAUAUGGCCUCCUUCUAUAACGGUCUGAAUAACUGCCACGUUGACCCGAAAGGCGCCACGUUGAGAAACCAGUCCGAAGCCCAAACAUCUCUCCGAUUUUUCACAAGAGAAGAAGAAGCAAACGUUUUGCAGUCAGUGGCGCAUUUAUACAAACACCUCAUACUCAUAGGCUUAUAAUAAGACGUUCGAAUAUCUCAUGGUCCCAUACAUCCGUGCUUGUUAAUUUUCUCAAAUCUCAACUGGGUUUUUCACAUUCUCUGUAACCCAAAAAAUAUUGAGUUGUAAAAAUGGGGAAGAGAGGAGUGUUUUUGUUUUUGUUGUUGGCGUUGUGGCUGGCUAUGUCUGCAGGGACUUGGGGACAGGACGCCAAGGAGACGCUGAACUUGGCUGCUGGAACAGCCCAGCACAAAACGCACGAGACCUUCAAAGCUGCCAAGGAAAACACCGACUCGUGGGUUGAUCGUACCUUCGACAAAAUCGCAGAGGGGUUAGGAUUCGGCCAGGAAAAUGCAAAAGAGAAGGCUAAGAAUAUGGGGGACAAAGCUGGGGAUGCAGCCUCUGUGGCUACAGAAAGAUUAAGAAUGAGCACAUUUGGAUCUUGUAAUUAUUUAUUACUACCUUAUUCUUUCACAGAUGAAGUAAUUAAUAAGUCAAUUAGUUCUUCAAACAAGUAUUUGAUUUCAUGCUUCUGGGUUUUACUUUAUGUAUUCUCAACAUAUGCUUCUCUGAUUUCCCAAAUGGCAGCGGACACCGAUUCUGUUCAUGACAACUUUGAUCCCUCGAUAAGGAUGCCCACUGAUACAAUUGACAAUGCCAAAGAGACCGUGACAAGGGCAAUGGGUUCUGGAAUGGAUAGAGCAGCAAAUGCCUACGAUGAAGCAAAUAAUACAAUGAAUAGGGCUACAGGCGCGGCUUCUGAUAAGGCUUAUGAUGCAAUGGAAUAUGGAAAAGACAGAACUGCCAAUGCCUAUGAUGGAGCCAAGGAGGGAGUGAACAUGGCAUCCAAUAAGGACUACGACGCCAAAGAGACGGUGAGAGGGGCAAUGGGUUCUGGAAUGGACAGAGCAGGGUUUAUGUUGAAGGAGCAGGGUUUAUCAGUCCAUUCUGCUACUUCUAAACCUCCCCAUAUAAACUGGCAAGGAACCUAGUCUGCACAAUGAGAGGUAGCCCUCUCCCAUCCAAUAAACCGGCUUAACCUUGGUGUAGACAAGAUUCAACCUCUUGUGUGACCACAAGACACAUCCUAACUAACCAGUUGGUACCUUCCAGAAAUGCUACUUUAUAGCUUUGUAGAAAUCAUUGCACUGCAACCUUUCUAUUUCUUGUGUCCAAUUACACAGGUGGAUGGAUGAUAAGUUUCAGUCUCUCUUAAUGAUGAUGUCAAGUUAAUCAAGAAGGUUCUAGAGUUAUAUGGGGUUAUAUCAACCGGAUACUGGGGCAGCCAUCUCUGAUUCGAGAAUCAUCCAUUGCAAGAUUUCCAGGUUCAGAGAUAAUAUCUAAAGCAAAGAAUAA